GCGAAUCGGUUACACCAAUGCGAGGAUAGUUGCGAGAAUAGUAGGAAUUCCUGGCGACUAGUGCAAGACCGAGCUUACCGCCAAGAAGUGAGUACAGUGAGCGCGAUUCGGCAGCGACAGCAACACAUGCAGACCUUGUGGCGCUGGAGGGCAGAAGCAGACGCGUGCUCACAACUUGAUGCUGGAGGUGGUGCCGGGAGUAGCCAAGGACAUGUAGUUCUUAAGGCAGAAAUAUGUAUCAACUAAGAAGAUGAUAGAUGCUAUCCCCAAUAGGCUACACUUCCCAAGUACGCACGAAUCAGAUGUACUUCCAUAACUCUUCCUGAGAUUGGCUUCCUCGUGAGAAGUACUAUCGCUCCUGUUCUUGUUGAUACAAUUUCUGAGCAUGGUGCAUCGGAAAAGUGACGUUGUAUUGAUUGCGACCAUGUCCUCUUUGUCUAUGCUUAUAUAUACAAACAUCAAUAACAUGUCUUCUAACUAAUAAUUCCGAUCCCUCCAUACCCACAACUUCUAGCCAAGGAAUAGGAAGUUACGCGUCUAAUAUUUCGUCUGCUGAAGAACGAAGAAUGUUGGAGAGAACAAGCGACGCAAAUCCAUCGCUGCACGCAAAUAGUCGGGCAUUUUAUUGUCCUACAGUUUGCGGUAGGACAGGAUCGGGGCAACAUAUGUUGACCAGUCAGUCACUGGAGCACUAUUAUCAUUAAGGCCCUACUGGACUAGCUUUCGCAAGCGUGACCUCUUUGUUGAAAACAGAACGGCUCUGGCUUCCUUUACAAGUCGUGGGAGCUAACCGCUUGAUAAUUUCCCGCACCUAGGAAUCCUCUCAACUGAUUUAUGUUUACGAGUUUUCGCAGAUUUGUUAGGUUCUAAUAGCAGCCGUUUCAAGCUGGAGGUAACCCGUAUCCUGCGCAUUACUACAAUACAGUCUCUCCGUAUCCG
This is a messenger RNA of Amoebophrya sp. A25, 939 nucleotides long. NCBI's taxonomy places the organism in Eukaryota, Dinophyceae, Syndiniales, Amoebophryaceae. The record is from the annotation of a GenBank genome assembly.